GUCCAGCUUAUGAGCAGGCGAUAACCUCAACGAUUCGGCCGCAUCACCAAGCACUGUGAUAGCUCCCUCUAUCUGUAGUGGUCGAGCGCCGUCUCACACUCACGGUUCAAACGUUCACCGUCCUGAGCUUCUACUAUAAGAUCACACACCCCUUUGUCACCGCGUCUUCUCUUUCCCCUCAAGUGCGUCCCUAGUAUCAUCUACUUGCUAGAAAUGGCCCGCCCAGUGCAACGUCCCCGUUCGGGCACCAUACCCUCCAUGGAGGUCGCUACCAACGCCAUCAGAGAUAGCGCCACCUUCAUCGUCUUCGGUGCCUCCGGAGAUCUCGCAAAGAAGAAGACAUUUCCUGCUUUGUUCGCCCUCUAUCGCAAGGACUAUCUUCCCCGCGAUGUCCAUAUCGUCGGGUAUGCUCGCACGAAGAUGAACACUGAAGAUUACCACAGGCGAAUCUCGAGCUACAUAAAAAGGGACAACGAUCCCAACUUUGACACCAAACUUGAGGAGUUCAAGAAUCUGUCCUUCGUAUACAGCGAGUCUUUCUGCAGGUUGAACGCCCAUCUCGUAGAAAUCGAAAAGAGUUACAGAACCAGCAACCGCAUCUUCUAUCUUGCUCUUCCUCCCUCCGUGUUUAUUCCUGUCGCAAAGCAUGCCAGGGAAGAGUGUUACUCCAGAGGGGUAAAUCGCAUCAUCGUCGAAAAGCCGUUUGGAAAGGAUCUCCAGUCAUGCAGAGAGCUCCUGAACGAAUUGAAGAAGUAUUGGAAGGAAGAGGAGACGUACCGCAUCGAUCACUAUUUGGGCAAGGAGAUGGUGAAGAACCUUCUCGUACUCCGCUUCGCCAACAUUACGAUGGGUGCGGGGUGGGAUAAGAACUCGAUUAGCAACGUGCAAAUUACCUUCAAGGAGCCAUUCGGCACAGAGGGCCGUGGUGGCUACUUUGACGAAUUCGGUAUCAUCCGUGACGUUCUGCAGAACCAUAUGUUGCAAGUGUUAAGUAUCUUGACGAUGGAAAGGCCGGUGUCAUUCUCACCGGAAGACAUUCGAGACGAGAAGGUCAAAGUGCUGCGUGCCAUUCCUCCCGUGGAGCGCAAAGACACGCUGCUUGGGCAGUAUGUAGCGGCUGAUGACAAGCCAGGCUACCUCGACGACGACACGGUACCCAAGGAUUCCGUAUGUCCCACGUUUGCCGCUACGGUCCUCUGGAUCCACAACCCGAGGUGGGAAGGGGUCCCAUUUAUCAUGAAGGCUGGAAAAGCGUUGAACCAAGCCAAAGUAGAAGUCCGGAUCCAAUUCAAGGAUGUGACACAGGGCAUCUUUGCUGAAAUCUCACGGAAUGAGUUGGUGGUGCGAAUUCAACCCCAAGAGGCGGUUUAUUUGAAGCUGAACACGAAAUCACCGGGAUACGCCUUCCGUGCGAUACCUACUGAGAUGGAUCUAACUUACAAUAGACGGUUUACGGAGGCGACGAUUCCGGAGGCGUACGAGGUUCUGAUAUUGGAUGCAUUGAGGGGAGACCAGUCGAACUUUGUCAGGGACGACGAGCUGGAUGUUGCGUGGAAGAUCUUCACACCGAUUCUUCACUGGAUUGAUGGGAAGGAAGGUGAAAAACCUAAGCCUGAGCCAUAUCCAUAUGGAUCACGGGGUCCGGCAACACUAGAUGCGUUCGUUGAAAGUUAUGGAUACAAACGAACCGAAGAGGCAUACAACUGGCCUACGACGAACUUGUCGAAUCUGUGAAGGCGUAGUGGUUAUGUUUGAUGCUGGGCUACUCCUUGUUGUCAUGAUAUUGCUAGUGUGUACGAAUGACAUCAGUUUGCACGUGACCC
Pisolithus orientalis is the source of this 1823-nucleotide messenger RNA. Its product is annotated as glucose-6-phosphate 1-dehydrogenase. Gene Ontology annotation, cellular component: cytosol. Gene Ontology annotation, molecular function: glucose-6-phosphate dehydrogenase activity; NADP binding. The record is from RefSeq and is a predicted model, not a curated record. Lineage: Eukaryota; Fungi; Basidiomycota; Agaricomycetes; Boletales; Pisolithaceae. The coding region runs from base 214 to 1734 and encodes 506 amino acids. The transcript is spliced from 9 exons. Gene Ontology annotation, biological process: pentose-phosphate shunt, oxidative branch; glucose metabolic process.